Messenger RNA from Lampris incognitus (smalleye Pacific opah), 4671 nucleotides. It is a transcript of the gene rps6kb1a, whose product is annotated as ribosomal protein S6 kinase b, polypeptide 1a. The coding region runs from base 204 to 1730 and encodes 508 amino acids. Gene Ontology annotation, molecular function: ATP binding; protein serine/threonine kinase activity. The transcript has 15 exons. NCBI's taxonomy places the organism in Eukaryota, Metazoa, Chordata, Actinopteri, Lampriformes, Lampridae. Gene Ontology annotation, biological process: protein phosphorylation; signal transduction. The record is from RefSeq and is a predicted model, not a curated record.
CCCCCGACGCGGGAGGCGCGCUCCCGGGGACGGCGCCGUGGUGGAAAUUGGCCACGCCGUAAAGCGACGCACCGUAGCCGGCGAGCAGCGGGCCAGCGGCGAUGGCUCUCCCGUGAAAGGGGCAGGGCGGAGGACCGGGACUCUUGCUUGUUUUGUUUUUUUUUUUCGGGACUAAAAUACGCCGCGGGCGACCCUUCCGAACCAUGGCGGGGGUGUUCGACAUCGACUUGGACCAGCCGGACGACAACGUGUCCGACGACGAACUUGACGACGGGGGCCAGCUUAGUGAAUACAUGGAACAAUGCAGUGGCUUUGAGUUCAACAUGGAUGACUGUGAGAAGUUUGAAAUCUCAGAGAACAGCGUCAACAAGGGAACAGAGCAAAUCAAGCCCGAAUGCUUUGAGCUGCUAAGAGUCUUAGGAAAAGGUGGUUAUGGAAAGGUCUUUCAAGUUCGCAAGGUGUCUGGUGCCACUUCAGGGAAAAUAUUUGCCAUGAAAGUCUUGAAGAAGGCCAUGAUUGUGCGGAAUGCAAAGGACACAGCCCACACCAAAGCUGAGCGGAACAUUCUGGAAGAGGUGAAGCACCCUUUCAUCGUGGACCUCAUCUAUGCCUUCCAGACUGGGGGAAAAUUGUACCUCAUCCUGGAGUACCUCAGUGGUGGGGAGCUGUUUAUGCAACUGGAGAGAGAGGGCAUCUUUAUGGAGGACACAGCCUGUUUCUACCUGGCGGAGAUCUCAAUGGCGUUAGGGCACCUGCACCAGAAAGGAAUCAUUUAUAGAGACCUGAAGCCUGAAAACAUUAUGCUCAAUAACAACGGUCAUGUGAAGUUGACUGAUUUUGGCCUUUGUAAAGAGUCCAUCCAUGAUGGCACGGUCACUCACACCUUCUGCGGCACAAUAGAGUACAUGGCUCCAGAGAUCCUCAUGAGGAGUGGUCAUAACCGGGCUGUGGACUGGUGGAGUCUGGGAGCUCUCAUGUAUGACAUGCUUACGGGAGCACCGCCAUUCACGGGUGAAAACCGAAAGAAGACCAUUGAUAAAAUCUUAAAGUGCAAACUCAACCUUCCACCUUACCUCACACAGGAAGCCAGGGACCUUCUGAAAAAGCUGCUGAAACGGAAUGCCUCAUUACGACUGGGCGCUGGGCCAGGAGACGCCUCAGAGGUACAGGCCCACCCAUUCUUCCGCCAUAUAAACUGGGACGAUCUCCUCGCCCGCAAAGUAGAGCCUCCUUUCAAACCUUUCCUGCAAUCGGCUGAUGAUGUCAGCCAGUUUGACUCCAAGUUCACCAGCCAGACUCCUGUGGACAGCCCUGACGACUCCAUGCUCAGCGAAAGUGCCAACCAGGUCUUCUUGGGUUUUACGUAUGUAGCACCCUCUGUGCUGGAAAAUGUCAAGGAGAAGUUCUCUUUCGAGCCAAAGGUCCGUUCACCACGGAAGUUCCCCGGAAGCCCAAGAACACCUGUGAGCCCGGUGAAAUUUGCCGGCGGGGACUGCUGGCCCCGGGGACCCAUUCUAUCAGGAGCCCCAUCUCUGCUCCCCCACAGUGGCUCCGGGGAGCAGCCGAUGGACGUGUCCGCUGUGGAGCACAUGGACGUGAGCAGCAGCUCAGAGGGCUCAGCGCCGCUGCCCAUCAGACGGCCUUUGGGUCUCGCAAGCACGGGGCCCUUCAAGAAGCAGAUCUACCCCAUAAAUUCCAAACGCCCCGAACAUCUACGGAUGAACCUAUGACACUUAGUCUCCCGUCAAACCCCCAAGGAUUCUUUAGGUUCUUCCUUCUCUCCCCACCUCCUUUUCCCUUCCAAAAAGACUUGAAGACUGACACUGUUGAUACCGAUCACCAGCUCCUCCAGCAGCGCCUUCCUUCCCUCCCUCUCAGUCUCCUCCAGCUUAGCCUGGCCACCUCAGCCAUCCUGCAAAUAAUCAACAACCAAAUGCAGCAGAAUUCUCCACAGUCCGAGAAAUGCUCCGGGAGACGCUCUUUUCUCCCGACUUAGCGCUAACAGGCUCAUCAGCUGUAGAAAUGGCCACAGCUGAUAAUUUAAGCAGAGAGCAGCUCUACUGUCUGGUGUAUUGGACUGGCUUCAUGAUAUGAUAUGAUAUAUUGGUGCUUCUUACUGGACAGUGUUACUUCUGGUGUUUACAGCUAGUUGCUAGUGAUAUGGCAGUGUUUAAAAAGGGGGGGGGUGAUUCCUCUGUAAGGUGCCGGAGCAGUUUAUGUGUAUUUUUUUUCUUUUCUAAAAAAAAAAAACAACCCUUUGUGAUAUGAGGUCAUAGGUUACACUAUGGGUAGAUAGGAAUAUUGGAUAAUAUUUCCACAUUGAACACAGUAUUCCUCCUUUGACGGUUUUCCUUCAAUGUUUCCGUGUCUGGAAAUUGAAAUCACAUUGCCUAUAUCAUGGCUUAGUCACUUCAGCAUGUGGUUAGGAGGCAGUGGAGCUCUGCUCAUGGGAAAGCAGCUGUGCAAGGACUGAAGAUAAGAUUUGAGCAGAAAGUGCAACCCCCACCGCAAUCAAUACCAAAUGCUGACGCUGCUUUCCUUGUCCAUCCGGGAUGGUCUUGAGCAAGCCUGUCUGGAAGCACUAUUCUGUUUGUCUUUUUGUUGAAUGUAAACAGACUAAAUGCCUUUUCUGAGCAUCACUUAUGUCUUACACUCUGAGAAUUCCUGCAGCGAUUUUUCACAAGGCCCGGUUGCGGGGCAUCGUUGCCACUUACGGUAGGAGACCAACAAAGUAAGAGUGUACAUUUCAAGCCCAGACGAUCGUAAACGCACUUGGCCAAAUUCCUAUCACUGCCUUCUGUUAUUUCAGGCUACUUUUUUUUCUUCUUGUGUGCCUGAACGCUUUGUGCUUAUUGUGUGUAGAAACUAGUGGGGCUCUCAAGGUUGGAAGGACAAAACUAGACUGACAUGAGCUGACCAUCAGCUAAAUCUUGUUUGAAGUGAGAUGUGUUGACUAUUUUAUUUGAGUUUUGAAGCUGCUAUAUAUGAGCCUCUGGAGUCAAGCCAUUUGAUCCUCUUGCCCCACCGUAGACUAUCUUUCCUCCGUGAUGUUAAUUAGGAUGGUUGAAGGCAGUGAGCUGUGUCAAAUUACACCGUCACUUUAUGAAUUACUGCUGUUACAGCCCAUUUGGGGUUAAGUUAAAAAUGAAAAUCGGCCGACACAUGAAUGGGUUUCUUAAAGUCUCUCGAAAUCCAACCAUCUUCAGUUUGAACUGAUUGACCAAAAAUACCGUUCGAGUAAAUACAGUGGCUUUGGUGCACGAUGACCUAGUUACCCCUGUUCUUCAUCGGCCAAAAAUCCCCAAUUGAUCGACUUCUCUAUUAACUCACGAGUCCUGACAAGUGGCGUCAAGAAUACCAGUUGUUGACAACAAAAUUCAACAGGUCAGUGCUUUUUACAAGUAUUUUGAUAUCCUCCUGUAUGUGACCCUUGCAAAAUAACGUCACUUUGUUGGGAGUACAGCUGAGCGACAGGUUGUGUAAUAGUUCCAUUAGAUGAGUAUUUGGGGUGAGACUCCUCCUGCUUUUCACUUGUUUAUAGACACAACUGUUAGAAAAGAGCAGUCACUCCACUCUUACUCCAGAAAUAUUUUAUGGUGUAUUUUGUUCAGUGUAUAUUUAUUUCAAGUGCCAUUCUGUUUCCACUGCAUCAGUCACACUAUGCAAACAAUGUAUUUAUUGUGUAGCCGGUUGUACAGAAGUCAUGGACGUGUCUAUGACUAGAUUUAUUUCAUUCAUGUUCGAGACCUAUAUUGUUAUAAAACCUUUUUUUUUUUUAUUUCCACUGAACAUCUCGUAAACUUCAAAUGCAGCUUUUUGAAAUUUCUUUUUGAAUUAGGGACAACGUCCUAAAAUGUCUUAGAAUAUUUAUUGUCGGGCAUAAUAUCAAGUAGUAUGAAGAUUUUCAGAAAAAGAAAAAUGACUUUUGAUAUCUUGAACUUUCCUCACACAAAACUUGAACUGAAGUUAGGAGGUUUUAGCAUUGCUAGAAGUAUUGGCAGCAUAAUGUGGGAGAGAUAUGGAAAAAAAAAAAGAUCAAUGCAAAAACCAAGGGUAAUGGCGUUGUGCCUUUCGUGACUGAUUCCAGCUUGUAUAUAUGUUAAAGACGUGUGUGGGACGCUUUGGACCCCAUCGGGCACGAAGUCUUUCUAGAACCACGUCUCUGAAUGUCGUGUACGUCUUCGCUCUUCCAAUAGAUUGUGGCACGAACCGCGUUGGUUACUUUGUGCGGCGAUUCUCACAGUCUGGUGGUCCCGGGACACUUAAAGGUUCCUGAGGACUUUUCAGGGGUCCGGGGGAAAAUGACAGAAUAAGAAUCCAAAUUAAAAUCAUUUGCUUUGAUUUCAGAUUUGAUGAUAUCUACACGCUGGAGGUCGGUAGAAGAAUGAUUGUUGUUUUUCUUUCGUGUGGAGGUGCUUUGCAUUAAGAAGUUUGCGAACAGCUUUCUUGGCUGAUUGCGGUGGAAGAAAACCUGCAAAGAGAAUAACACAUUACUUGUGAUGAGUUUUGAGUAGAAUGGGCAUUUCUUAUUUCUAAAUCAUUGGUUAUUGAUUAACUUGUCAUUGAUUAACCCCCUACGUCUGUACCAUGAGAUGGGAAAAUGUUAAUAUGUAUGAUGUACAUACUGAAUGAAUGAGUUGAAAAUAAAUAAGGUUACCAGAUCCUCUGUGC